This is a messenger RNA of Dipodomys spectabilis (banner-tailed kangaroo rat), 3188 nucleotides long. It is a transcript of the gene Pabir2, whose product is annotated as PABIR family member 2. NCBI's taxonomy places the organism in Eukaryota, Metazoa, Chordata, Mammalia, Rodentia, Heteromyidae. Bases 841 to 1563 code for a protein of 240 amino acids. The record is from RefSeq and is a predicted model, not a curated record. Gene Ontology annotation, molecular function: protein serine/threonine phosphatase inhibitor activity. The transcript has 9 exons.
ACUGGCUCGCUGGAAGCUCCCGUUUCUGACGCGUGGGUGGCGGAAAAAACGAGACAUUGUAGAAUUUGGUUUUGGCCGUUACGUGUCCCCUCGUGCCAUUAGGGCACAAGAGAGAGGGAGCAGGCAUCUUGGCGGCGGCGGAGGGGCCGAACCACCUCCCCCAGUCCUCGAGGCGCGAGGGGGGCAGGGACGGGAGAAGCAGCGCUCCCCCGGUUGAGGAGCCUCCCGGACGGUGCCUGGAGUAUGGGGGGCUGGUGUGAGCCCCCGAACAUGGGGGGCUGGAGCUGCCAGUGCCUCGUGGCCCGGUCCUGCCCAACAGUCACGUCCACGGUGCUAGUGCUCGGGCAGCUGUGGCAACUGUAGCCGCCCAGGGCUUGCGGUCUUCGGCGGGAAAGCCAGCAGCAUGCGUUCUGUCACUGCGUAGUCUCUGUGUCAACUCUCCCUCUGUCCUUCUUCCUUUUUCCUCGUCCCCGCUCCCCAUCCUUCUUUCCCGUCCCUGUGUGUAUUCUUUUCCAGAACUUCUAUUCUCCUUCCCUCCUCCCACAGCUUUCCUCUUUCUGCUCUUUAUUGUUCCUCCUCUUAGUCUUGUAUUCCCUCCACUCCUUUUCGCCACCCUCUAGUUCGUUCUGUCAUCCUCCAAUACAAACUGUCCGUUUCCCCUCCCACACAUCAUCCCCUAUCUUCCCUCUUAUUUGUCUCCGCCCCUCGCCCCCGCCCGAGUCUCCGCCCCUUAGCCCCCGCCCCCAGUCUCCAGUCCCUAGAAACUCAGUCCAGCAGUCAGUCUUGGGAACCCAUAGCUUAAGCACCAGGAGCUGAGCACUGCCCGCUCUGCCUGUCUUCAUGCAAGUCUCCGACAUGGCUCAGGAGCAAAUGGAGCUGGACUUUGAGCCUGACACAUCUGAUGGGGGCACCCUGAGGAAAUCCACCAGUGCUCCCCUGAUCCAUGAGCUCAGUGACCUUUCAGAGGUUUUUCAACCUUGUACAUUUAGAACUCGGAGGAACAGCACAACAAUUAUGAGCCAUCACAGUUUGGUAAGUAUCAAAGAAGAAGGCCUGGAUAUGAUGAACAGAGACAUUGAACAUGAAAGGGAAAUGCAAACAUCAAUGCAGAUAAGCCAGUCAUGGGAUGAGAAUUUGAGCCUGGGUGAUAGUGGUUUUGACAAGCAAGAGAAAUUGUAUUCUCCAAAGAGAAUCGACUUCACUCCUGUUUCUCCAGCACCUUCGCCCACCAGAGGAUUUGGAAAGCAGUGCUUUUCACCAUCCUUACAAAUGUUUGUGAGUAGCAGUGGGUUGCCGCCAAAUCCCAUUUCUAAUCCAAGACCAUUUCCAAGCAGGGCAAGUCAGAGUCCAGUCAAGUGCAUUAGGCCCAAUGUUCUUGGUCCUCUGAAAAGAAAAGGUGAAAUGGAGACAGAAAGCCAGCCCAAGAGAUUCUUCCAAGGCACCACCAACAUACUGUCUCCAGAUGGUGAACAACUGUCGGAUCUCAGUUCAUGGUGGUGUUAUCAAGGAGAAGAAAUUCCUGCCUUGACCAGAUGUGUGGAGCAUCUACAAAUGAACGAAUAAUGUUAUUUACACCCCAAACCACUGUGUACAAAAGUGAGCAUCCAUGGAGCUGUCAGUGUCUCUGGUGGUGUUAUGGUGGUUUAGGUGCCUGUGGUCCACUAUUGUGCUCUAAGGGAUGUCUGUUAUAAGGUAGUGUGGAAAAGGAGGCUUUAUGUAUAUGAUUGCCACAUACUAUUUUGCUUGCUACUUUUUUUCUGAUUCCUUUUUGUCAUUGGGUUUGUUUUGUCAUGUGGUAAUUUGUGUUUUGAUUAUUGUGUUGCUGCCAGAGGCAGCUCUUAUUCUUCUGCCUUAUAGAGAGUAGCUUAAUAUCUGCAAGGAAGCUUGUAGGAGCCCAAAAAAGAUAAUAUUAUGCAUCCUGUUUUUAAGAAGCUGUGUGAGCUGUAGUGUAUAUGCUAAAAGUAUGAGGUACCACGUGUUCUCUCAUUUUCCCAGAGAAAACUCCUGACUAAGGUAUUUAAGAAAUCUGCGAGUGAUCUGUUGUUAUGCUAUUUAUUAUUUAUUACACUGUCUAAAGCAUCUGUUGCAAUAGAUUUACUGUUCAGACAUGAUGGAUUACAUUUAAUAUGCACACAUGCCCACUAGGAUCAUAAUAUUCCAUUUUUAAGUGAAUGUAAGAAAAGGAAAACCACUGCAUUUGUGUUUUUUGAAGGAAAGAUCCUUAGAUUUAAAGGAAGAGGAUGCGCUUUGAAGGCAUGCACACACUAGUGAUUGUGUACAGCUUGAAUGGAAACUUCUCUUUCAAUCAUUAGAGAGUAGCACUUAACUUUCAGUAGUUCUAUUGCAGUCAGUUGUGUUAUUCAUAUUGUAAUCAUCACCCUAACAGCCAUUAGGUCUCAUGUUGUUUUCCCAGUGCAAAGUUCAUAAUCCUUCACAUUUAACAUAUAUGUAUCUAUUAGGAAACUUGUCCUCUCAUGUGCCAUUUUAAAGACAAACUUCUUUGGUAGUAUCCAGUAUAUCUAUUCUAUUUGUUAAAAAAAAACUAUUUUCAGAUGUUUUUGCCUCUGUGACAAUAAUAGAGGGUUUUUGUCUUUCAAGAGAUUUGUCCACCUUCACUCUACUGUCUUUUUUGCCUUAAAGGGAUACUUUUGAGUUCUAAUUUAGGACUGCUAAGAAAUAACCUCUGAAACGUGAUGACUUUUAAAUUUGUUUUCGAAAAUCACUGUUAGGGAAAACUAGGGCAGGAAAUUGAAAUUGUUCCAGUGGUAUGAGAACUUAGAAGCAGGAUGAUUCACUUUAUUGUUUCCCAAGGGUCAUUUUUAGUUUUUAUUGUUUAAAUGGUGUAGAAAGUGAAGCUUGUGCAGGGAUUGCUUUGAAAUAAGUCCACAUAGAUAUACUAACCCACAUAUAAGCUUUGUUGACAGUAUCCCUUUAUUUUUAUAUAGAGACUAAUAUUUGAAAAGUGGUUAUAAACUUCCCUCUUCCUAUUCUAAUAUUGUGUUACUUCAAACUUCUAUUUAAAAUAAGUAUUAAGAAAUGAUAUGAAGCUCCUAUAGGUAAUGUUUUUGCUUGAAACAUAUAAUCACUGUUUUAUGAUAAAUGCUUUUGGGAUAAUAGAAAGUUUUGUGAAAUAAUCAGCCUUAUGUGUAACUACUGUGAGUGAAAAUUUAAUAAAAUAUAUAUGCAUA